Oncorhynchus nerka (sockeye salmon) is the source of this 2495-nucleotide messenger RNA. Its product is annotated as zinc finger protein 135-like. NCBI's taxonomy places the organism in Eukaryota, Metazoa, Chordata, Actinopteri, Salmoniformes, Salmonidae. The record is from RefSeq and is a predicted model, not a curated record. The transcript is spliced from 4 exons. Gene Ontology annotation, cellular component: nucleoplasm. Gene Ontology annotation, molecular function: DNA-binding transcription repressor activity, RNA polymerase II-specific; RNA polymerase II cis-regulatory region sequence-specific DNA binding. Gene Ontology annotation, biological process: regulation of transcription by RNA polymerase II. The coding region runs from base 619 to 1818 and encodes 399 amino acids.
CAAAGGCUUCUUAUUCAACCAACGUGGUGGUUUGCUAGCGAACAUUAAACCGAAAUAUUGAAGCGUUUAAGACAAAUCUUGUGUAUAUUACUCUUAGUGUUUUAAACACAAUUCUGUGUACAUAUCUACUCGUUCAUUGAAACGUAGAUUGCUUGUUAAAUUAGCUAAUGUGGUAAAUUGAUAUUGCACUAGGCUAAUCGCCCGGAACAUGAGCUCACUAAUCUCGACGGAGAAAGAAGCUCUGGUGAAAGGAGAGGAAGAAGCUUUCAGGAUGAAAAGGGAGGAAGAGGAGUCUAUCACGUUGAAAGAAGAAGAGGAUGAUAUUACAGUGAAAGAGGAAUAUGGGAAAGAGGUUGUGGAAGAGGAGGAUGUAGAAGCUUUCAGAAUCAAAAAGGAGGAAGAUGCCGUAAUUUUGAAAGAAGAGGAAGAACCUUUUGGAGUAAAAGAGGAAGAGGAGGCUAUCUCAAUUAAAGUGGAGGAGGAAGACGUUUUGGGAGUGAAAAGGAUGAGGCUGAAAAUUCGAGAGAGAGACAUGACUAUCGUGGAUCCUCUGGGAAGCCUCAACAACAUCCUGAUGCUGACGAGGCAGAGGAGAGUCUCUCCAGAUCUGAACACCAGAUGGACAACGCUAGCCCUUCCUCCCUCCCGGAGUCCCCGUGGCGUGCCUCUCCCGGUAGCACCUUACUGCUGGGUAGGAAGAGGUUGUCUGUGCUGCUGGUGGACUGCAGGAAAACAACGGGGCUGAGUGGAACUGUGAGAGGAGGAGAAGAGAAGAAAGGAUCAGAUUUGACACAUCAAAGAGAAAGACCAGGCUCAGAGGAACCAGAGCCAGGGACGUCCAAACCAGCAAGACGACACCAGUGUUCCCACUGUGGAAAGGGUUGUAACCUCUUAUGGGAGCUGAAACAACAUGAGAGAACACACACAGGGGAGAAGCCUUUCCACUGCUCCCAGUGUGGAAAAAGUUUUGGUCAUAAAGGAACCCUGAACAAACACGAGAGAAUACACACAGGGGAGAAGCCUUACCACUGCUUCCAGUGUGGAAAGAGUUUUAACCUGUUAGGGUCUCUGAAACGACAUGAGAGAUUACACACAGGGCAGAAGCCUUACCACUGUUCCCAAUGUGGAAAGGGUUGUAACCUCUUAUGGGAGCUGAAACAGCAUGAGAGAACACACACAGGGGAGAAGCCUUACCACUGCUCGCAGUGUGGAAAGAGUUUUAACCAGAAAGGACAUAUGAAAGCUCAUGAGAGAAUACACACAGGGGAGAAGCCUUACCACUGCUCCCAGUGUGGAAAGAGUUUUAGCCGGUUAAGGAACCUGAAAGUUCAUGAGAUAAUACACACAGGGGAGAAGCCUUACCAGUGCUCCCAGUGUGGCAAGUGUUUUAACCAGUUAGGGGCCAUGAAACAACAUGAGAGAAUGCACACAGGGGAGAAGCCUUACCACUGCUCCCAGUGUGGAAAGUGUUUCAACUGGUCAGGGGAUCUGAAAAAACAUGAGAGAUUACACACAGGGGAGAAGCUUUACCACUGUUCCCAAUGUGGAAAGGGUUGUAACUUAUUAUGGGAUCUGAAACAACAUGAGAGAACACACACAGGGGAGAAGCCUUACCACUGCUCGCAGUGUGGAAAGAGUUUUAAACUGAAAGGACACCUGAAAGCUCACCAGAAAAUUCACACAGGGGAGAAGCCUUACCACUGCUCCCAGUGUGGAAAGUGUUUCAGCCGGUCAGGUGAUCUGAAGAAACAUGACAGAAUACACACAGGGGAGAAGCCUAACCACUCCUCACAGGGUGCAAAGCUUUUGCCCAUUUAGGAAGCAUGAAAAACACAUUAGACUGCACACAAAGGAGAAGGCUUACAAAAGCUCAGACUGUGGGAAAACAUAUUACUCAUAUUACUCGUAACAUAUUACACUUAAAUGACAUUAGAGAAUCUACACAGGAGAGAGAAAUUACUUCUCUUAGCGUGUAUAUUGAUAUUUCACAUCACAUUGACUUAACAUUCAUCAGAGAACAUACACAGUGCUCCCGUUGUCUUAUAUUGUUGACUGACAAUGUGUUUACCUGUCUUUACCAGAUGAAAUUAAAUGGUACAGGGUAUACUCAAACAUAUAUUGGUUUGUUUUUAUUAGAAAACAUUACCAUAUUAAAUUGUUUCUUCCAAUUAUUGAUAAACCUGUACCUGUUAAGAAACUGACUGUUAGAACUGUUAAGGCUCCAUGGAUCGAUGAGGAAAUGAAAAACUGUAUGUUUGAAAGAGUUGGGGGGAAAAGGAAGUGGCUAAUAAGUCUGGCUGUUUUAUGUACUGCAAAUUGAGAAAUGAUGUGACCAAACUCAACAAAAAGAAGAAGAAACUUUAUUGUGAAGCCAAGAUCAAUGAUAUAAAGAAUGAUGGGAAGAAAACAGUGAGUUAUAUUCAUGCAUAAAAAAAACAAAUAAUGAAAGAAAUAUAAUCAUGUAACCAAAUAAUUGAUUAAAACAUACUAUUUUG